AUGGCUAGACGGACUGCAUUAGCGUCUAGCAUAGUCAAGUGCGUAACCACGGUAGUCAGGACCGAUGGAGGGGGGGAACAACCUACAAUGGUUGCGGUGCGGGGCACCGCAACUGUUGCCAACGCUCAUUGCAAUAUUCUCAUUGCUCAUCACAUGCAUCGAUCACUCUUGAUAACUCGCAGGAGCUCUGGGAGCCUUGGAGUGCUCCAGUUUCCUGAUGGGUAUAGGCAGCUUGCAAGCGAACGCCGGCUAUACACCCAUGCACGCCAGGCAAAGAGGGUGCCGGUCGCGUACGAUAGGUUCAACGAGUUCGCUCUCAUUGUUGGGGCCCAGUUGAAUCCGAGCUUGGCACCUGGCCUCAAUAAUAGUUGCGCGGGCCAGGGUGUCAGCAGUACUGCUAAGAUCAAGCUCGCGAAGCCCACGAAUCGUGGCUCAAUCGUAGACCAGCUAACUAAGCUAAGCAAAACCGCCAUGCUGCUGUCUAAUUACGUAUGCGAUCCACGAAAUCAUAUUGCUGAUACGGCGAGUACUACAGCACACAUUAUUCUCGACAUCGUCCACAUGCGGCUUUGGAUGAUAAUUCGGUCUAGCGAUCCACCUCCGAAGAAUCGGCAUUGGGAUUCGAAACUAAAAGGGGCCAAAUAA
This is a messenger RNA of Cantharellus anzutake, 645 nucleotides long. RefSeq lists its product as uncharacterized. The transcript is spliced from 5 exons. The record is from RefSeq and is a predicted model, not a curated record. NCBI's taxonomy places the organism in Eukaryota, Fungi, Basidiomycota, Agaricomycetes, Cantharellales, Hydnaceae. The coding region runs from base 1 to 645 and encodes 214 amino acids.